Molecule: messenger RNA, 1765 nt
Organism: Branchiostoma belcheri (Belcher's lancelet)
Lineage: Eukaryota; Metazoa; Chordata; Leptocardii; Amphioxiformes; Branchiostomatidae
Product: cytochrome P450 2D20-like
Biological process (GO): xenobiotic metabolic process
Cellular component (GO): intracellular membrane-bounded organelle; cytoplasm
Molecular function (GO): oxidoreductase activity, acting on paired donors, with incorporation or reduction of molecular oxygen, reduced flavin or flavoprotein as one donor, and incorporation of one atom of oxygen; heme binding; iron ion binding
Source: RefSeq, a predicted model, not a curated record
UUGUGAAGACACAGAUAUCAGUAUACACGAGUUAGUACCUGUUACGUCCACGGUGUUAUGUCGAUCAUGAGUGUUUUGCUACCGGCAGUCGACUGGCUAUGGAGCCUCCAGACGUUACUAGUUGCCGUCGUGGUCAUCGUCACGACAGCGAUGUGGAAGCGGUCAGCAACAACCCUGCCGCCCGGGCCGAGGGGACUGCCACUGGUCGGCAACUUGUUCAGCAUGAGCAAAGAUAUCCCAGUGGUUUUCCAGGAGUGGUCUAAGAAGUACGGGGACGUCUUCACCGUUUACGCGUUCAGCCAGCCGAGAGUUGUUCUGAACGGUUUCAGCGCCAUCCGCGAGGCUCUGGUGACGAACGCGGACGUUUUCUCCAGCCGGCCGCCCGUCCCUGUCCUGGGGUCGCCGGACCAGAGUGCAAAAGGAUUGCUCUUCGAACCGUACACUCCUCGAUACAAAGAGCACAAGAAGUUCACCAUGUCUGCCCUCCGCGACUUCGGGGUCGGAAAGAGGAGUAUGGAGGGGAAGAUUCUGGAAGAAGCCCAAGCACUCAGCGAUGUCAUCUCAAAGAAAGAAAACCAGGCCUUCUGCAUCUCUAGGCUGUUCAAGAACGCGAGUUGCAAUGUCAUCUCCUCUCUCGUCUUCGGCUCUCGCUACGAGUACGAUGAUCCCAAGGGGAAAGAGCUUUUACAGAUGAUCCAAGAGACGUUCAGUAUCAAGCGCCAUCAGAUGCUGCCGAUUAUCUUUCCGGCGGCCAGAAUCAUUCCUAGUUUGAAGAAGGCUUCCGAAGGGUUUCUCGACAACCAGCUGAAGCUGAGGGCACACAUCCGAGAGCAAAUAGCGAAGCACAAGGAAACGUUUGACCCGAAUGACAUCAGGGACUUUUUGGACGCAUUUCUUCUGGAGACUCAAAAGAGAGAGGGAGACGAGAAUUCGACCUUCACCAAAGAGCAACAUGUAGAAAUCGUCCGCCAGCUGUUCUUGGCGGGGACUGAUACCACAGCGAACACCUUACACUGGGCCGUGCUGUUCAUGAUCCUCCACCCGGACAUCCAGCAGAAAGUACAGCAGGAGAUAGACAGCGUGCUGGGACCCGACCAGGACCCCUCCAUGGACCAUCGCAGCCAGAUGCCCUACACAGAGGCCACCUUAAGUGAAAUAAGUAGGAUGGCAGCAACCGCUCCAAUGGCAACCCGGCACUUCACCACCGGUGACGUAUUCUUCAGAGGUUACCACAUUCCCAAGGGUACCAGAGUGGAGGUGAACCUCUGGUCGGUGCUGUACGACCCACAGCUCUGGCCCGAACCAAACAAGUUUGACCCGACCCGUUUCCUGGACGACUCCGGCAAGUUUUCUAGGAGGGAGGAAAUGAUCACGUUUUCUAUGGGUCGUCGCCUCUGUCCCGGGGAACGGCUUACCAAAGUGGAGUUGUUCCUGUUCUUCACUUUCAUACUACAGCGCUUCACGUUCAAACCGCCAGAGGGCAGUCCUAUACCGUCUGCCAAGGGAGUCUUUGGAUUAGGCCAUUCGCCGGCACCGUUCCAGCUGGUUGCCGAACCAAGGAAGUAAUAAUGAAAUAACGUAAGACGUAAUCGUGGCGGUCUGCGUUUGAGUUGUUAACAAUUAUGAAUGUGACUCUAGUUAGAAAAGGUGAAAAAUAAGAUUAUUGCACCAAUUAAUUAUAUCACUAUUAAAGGCAUCCAGUGCAGUUUCAGGGCUUGGAAACCAGAUUUUUCAAAGUCAAUAUUCUACAUACUUAAGUUGAAAC